CAAACUAGAAAGAACAAAAACAUGUCAUUCAUUUGAAAAAUAGUAAAACUGUCAGUGUCAUGCGUUUUCACCAAAAAUGAAAAACUAAUUUCUUUCACCAAAAUGACUAAAUUAUAAAGUUUUCACACAUUAAUCUAAAUUCCCUGUACAGCAAAAGCAAUAUUGACAUAAUGGCGUCGGUGAUGAAGAGAUCUUUAGUUCUAAAGAAUGUUGUGAUGAACAAAAGCGCGAAAGGUGGGCUUUUAGCUGCACAAGGAAAGGAGAAUUACCUGAAUUCGAUUCCAUUGGCCAACACCAGUCAGCCCCCAGGCCACCUUCGUACGAGCCGCAGCUUCACCAACCGCGCCACGACGCCAUCACGCCGCCCUCUCCUCCAAUCACAGUCCACAAACCUCCUCCAAUCCCGACACCGCAACGACAAAAACGGCGGCAAAAACAAAAACAAAGGCGCGUCAAAAUCUGAUAAAAACCCGUGCUCAUCAGCGAACCCGCCCACAACCCCGCCCGACUGCCCCGGCACGUGUCUACCCCCGCCGUGCCAUUGCCCUCCCAAAUGCGUCCAAUACAUGACUGGGUACUUCUACUACCCUUACGGCUGGUGGUAUUGCGGGCCGUAUCAUCAGUCGGCGUGUGCGCCUUGUGGGCCGGUGACGGCGGAGCCCUGCCCCUGCCCCGCGCCGCAGCCCCCCGCUGAAAAAAUGCCGGCAACGGCUUGCAUGUGCCCGGGGGGUUUAGGCGCUGCGACCCCGUUGGCAACAUCAGGGGUUGCGGGUUCACCGUCGAUGGGUGCCAAACAAGCGCCGUUCCCUCCCUUUGGCACGGCGCCCCCUAAAGACAUAAUAGAAUCGUCUCCGCUAGCGGCUCGGGUCAAAAAACCCGAUUACCCCAGCAAGGAGCAAUCAGCGUCUGAAUCUUUAAAGGCGAAGGACAAGGAAAGCAAAAGCGGGAUUUCGAAAUUCUUUUCGUUCAAUAAUUUGGAACAGCCGCCGUCGCCGUCGGAUUCGUCGCCGAAACGGUUUAUGUCGACCGGUGCGACGGAAGCGGAACCCGAUAAAAUAUUACACAAAACCAGUCAUACCCCGAAUAAUAAUGUCAAAGGCGGUCGACAAAAUUCAUACGCCUCCGAAUCGAUCAAAAGCUAGUCUACUAGUAGAAAGUUAGAGACUUUUAAACCCGGCCUUUUCUCAUUUGGAAACUUUAACGACCCUGGCAGGAAGCGUUAGGUACUCCUAAAAUAGCCGCCCACGAUGUAUCUAUCAGCAGCAUAUUUGAAAAAACCCUUUCCAUCGUCUUACUCUACUUUUAAGUCAUACAAAUAUGCCUAUGUUAUUGUUUACUACAGCCGUUGUUGUAGAAUUUACCUGAAUGUCCAAAUAAAACCACGAUACUCUAUAAAAA
Plutella xylostella (diamondback moth) is the source of this 1398-nucleotide messenger RNA. RefSeq lists its product as uncharacterized. The record is from RefSeq and is a predicted model, not a curated record. Lineage: Eukaryota; Metazoa; Arthropoda; Insecta; Lepidoptera; Plutellidae.